AUGGAUUCGACAAUGAAUUUGCACAAUGAGUUCAAUAAUAAUAAUCAACAGGCCCAGGCAUCAUCAUCAUCACGAUAUACAUUUGAUCAGCGCAUUGCCAUUUGGCAAAGCGCAAGUCAUAACGACGAAAUAACACUGCUAUGUGCUUCAAAUGAACGGAAUUGGGACAAGCGGAAACUGCGCCUUUUUCGGUUCCAUCAAAUCACACAAGAAGCACAGCGUUCCUCCAAUUCCUUCAAACAGGCUAAAUGGUCGAUCCGGCGUCCGAGCCCGCUGCUUAAAUUCUUUACCACAAAAAAUCCUUGCAAUAGCUCGGGCACAAUCCAAGUAACGCUAAAAAAGGAAAAGAAAAACAUCUAA
Molecule: messenger RNA, 360 nt
Organism: Gongylonema pulchrum
Lineage: Eukaryota; Metazoa; Nematoda; Chromadorea; Rhabditida; Gongylonematidae
Source: the annotation of a GenBank genome assembly